Molecule: messenger RNA, 853 nt
Organism: Lontra canadensis (Northern American river otter)
Lineage: Eukaryota; Metazoa; Chordata; Mammalia; Carnivora; Mustelidae
Gene: ZNHIT3
Product: zinc finger HIT-type containing 3
Exons: 5
Coding region: 40-507 (155 amino acids)
Biological process (GO): box C/D snoRNP assembly; snoRNA localization; maturation of LSU-rRNA from tricistronic rRNA transcript (SSU-rRNA, 5.8S rRNA, LSU-rRNA)
Cellular component (GO): nucleus; pre-snoRNP complex
Molecular function (GO): protein binding
Source: RefSeq, a predicted model, not a curated record
AGGCUGGCGCGUCCGGGGAGAAGAGGCUGUGGGGGGAUUAUGGCGUCGCUCAAUUGCAGCGCCGCCGUCUGCGUGAUUUGCUUGGAGAAGCCCAAAUACCGCUGCCCCGCCUGCCGUGUGCCUUACUGCUCCGUGACCUGCUUCCGGAAGCACAAAGAGCAGUGCAACCCCAAAACUUGUCCUGCUGAGAAAAAAAUAAGGUCCGCUGUUAUGGCAAAAACUGUAAAGCCCGCAGAAAACAAAGAUGACGAUGACUCUGUAGCUGACUUUCUCAAUAGUGAUGAGGAAGAGGACAGAGUGUCUUUGCAGAACUUAAAGAAUCUAGGCAAGUCUGCAGCACUGAGAAGCCUGCUGCUUAACCCGCACCUUCGACAGCUGAUGGUCAGCCUCGAUCAGGGUGACAACAAGGCGAAGCUCAUGCGAGCCUGCAUGCAGGAGCCCUUGUUCGUGGAGUUUGCGGACUGCUGUUUACGGAUCGUGGAGCCAUCCCGGGAGGAGGAUUCGUGAGCUGGACUCCCGGGCUGCUUGCUGGCAUGUGCGCGUGCGCUUGUCCUGCCUGCUACCCCCAGAAGAGCUAGCGUGGGGCCCUCGGCCACAGUGCUGACUUCCAGGCUGGCUGCACAAGGUCUUUGUCUCCAGCACUGUGGGCGUGGGUUUCAGACAAGAGGAGGAUACUCAAGGUGACAAACCCUUGAUGGAGGGAGAACUGGACAUUCAGAUGGUGGUAUUUAAAUAUUUUAAUUUUGGUACAGUUUAGACAUCACAUGAUUGGUCAAGUUUUAUACCCAUUUGAGUUAAAACUUGCUCACUGUUGCUAAAUAAAAUCAGGAUAUGGUAAUUCUGUGGUAAAUUG